This is a messenger RNA of Penicillium longicatenatum, 648 nucleotides long. RefSeq names its product Sas10/Utp3/C1D family protein. Gene Ontology annotation, molecular function: DNA binding; RNA binding. Bases 1 to 648 code for a protein of 215 amino acids. Lineage: Eukaryota; Fungi; Ascomycota; Eurotiomycetes; Eurotiales; Aspergillaceae. Gene Ontology annotation, biological process: maturation of 5.8S rRNA; regulation of gene expression. Gene Ontology annotation, cellular component: exosome (RNase complex); nucleolus. The transcript is spliced from 3 exons. The record is from RefSeq and is a predicted model, not a curated record.
AUGGAUUCAGCAAGUUUAUUGCCGCUGCUUGAGCAGUUGGAUGACCAUGUGGAUGAUUUGGAGGAGGCUCUCGAACCACUCUUGGGUCAAUCCCUGUCCAAGACCUCUAAAAAUUUGCCUGUGAUGGACAAAGCUAAACUUCACGUUUUCGUCACCUACACACUCGAGUCUUUACUUUUUUCCUAUUUACGACUAUAUGGCGUCAACGCUACACAACAUCCAGUGUACCGGGAACUCACUCGAGUGAAACAAUACUUUGCGAAGAUCAAGGCCCUAGAAACUGAACCCGAGCAGCGAAAAAUGACACUUGAUAAGGGGGCUGCAAAUAGAUUUGUCAAGCAUGGCCUUCCAAAAAAGAUGGCUGCUGAAGCGCAGAACCCCUCGGCUCAAAACGACGGCGCAUCCAGUGCUGCGCCAUCCACCGCACAGUCCACGGCCGACUCAGACCUCGAUUCCGAUGAAGAGACAAAUACCGACGCUCAACCAAGUGGAUCGGACAAAGAGAAAGUACAGAAGCAAAAGAAGAAGGAAGAGAAAAUCAAGGCCAAAAGCAAGAAGGCACGGAAGCUCAACAAAGCUGAGCGCAACGACGAGAAAAGAGAGCGACGAAAGAAGAAGGAGAAGACACGUAAGGCCCAAAAGGCAUGA